AUCCACAACCACACACACGCACGACAUUUCUAGAGAAAGAGAGAAAGCCUAGGUGUUCACCGGUGGGAAAGGUGACCAUCACCGGCAACUUUGGCGAGUAAGGGAGUGAUUUAGAGAGAGCUCAACGAGUGCUACACUCCGAUCCACAGCUCACCAUCAUUGAAGGUCAGCUCCACGCCUUAGUGGAGAGGAUCUACUAGAUUUAAGCCGCGCCAAGGCUUCACACGUGUUGCCAAAAUGCAGAGGUAUUUUGGUCUAUCUUUGCUGGCCAAACGAGCAUUCAGCACAUCUUCAAGCGGUGAUAAAGUUGUAGCGUCUGUCCUUUUUGAGAGGCUUCCAGUUGUGGUUCCAAAGAUCGAUCCCGUUGUUUAUGCCUUUCAAGAAUUUUCGUUCAGAUGGAAGCAACAAUAUAGACGGGAAUAUCCAGAGAAAUUAUUGAAAAAGGCUGAUUCCAGAGGGAAAGGCGAAUACCAUAUUGAUUAUACUCCUGCUCCCCGGAUCACUGAGGCCGAUAAAUGCAAUGACACGAAGUCAUUAAACAGAGCACUUGACAAAAGGCUCUAUCUUCUCCUGUUCGGGGCAACACUUUCUAGCAAUGGGAAGCCCGUUUGGCAUUUCCCGGAAAAAGCAUACGAAUCAGAAGAGACUCUACGCAGGUGUGCAGAGUCUGCUUUACAAUCUGUGAUUGGAGACCUCUCCCACACUUAUUUCGUCGGCAAUGCUCCAAUGGGACAUAUGGUCACCCACCUCGGCGAGAAUGCCAAUGAACCAUCACCAUCUCUAAAGCGCUACUUCUUUAAAUCCCAAGUGAUCGCGGCGAACAAGUUUGAUGUUCACAAGUGCGACGAUUUUGUUUGGGUGACAAAGGACGAGUUGUUAGAGUACUUUCCAGAACAGGCCGCGGCGUUCCUGAACAAGAUGAUCAUCAGCUGAUGUUGUUGCAGAGCAGUGUUUGUCAAUUCUGUGGGUUUUUUUGGACGUCGCCGGGGGUAAAAGUCUUUCUCUUCCCCCUUUGGAUUUCAGUCCAAUUUGAAGUGUGUUAUUUAUAUCUUCAAAAUCCAACUAUGCUAACACAAAACAAAAAAAAACUAGUGGAGUACUAGAGCAUUUGGAGCUUAUAGAUUGCUUCUGGAAACUUCUCCCAUUUUAAUGUUUCCUUUUUUUUGGGGGCAAAACUAGCAUUUUAUUUCAAUUAUAAGUUUGAAUUUUUGAAUUUCAAAUGGAAAUAGGUGUAUUUUUGUAUGAAUUAUAAAGAUUUGUCUCAAAU
Cuscuta campestris is the source of this 1267-nucleotide messenger RNA. NCBI's taxonomy places the organism in Eukaryota, Viridiplantae, Streptophyta, Magnoliopsida, Solanales, Convolvulaceae. The record is from the annotation of a GenBank genome assembly.